Messenger RNA from Vidua chalybeata, 3377 nucleotides. Its product is annotated as solute carrier family 22 member 13-like. Bases 264 to 1910 code for a protein of 548 amino acids. Gene Ontology annotation, biological process: transmembrane transport. The record is from RefSeq and is a predicted model, not a curated record. Gene Ontology annotation, molecular function: transmembrane transporter activity. Gene Ontology annotation, cellular component: membrane. NCBI's taxonomy places the organism in Eukaryota, Metazoa, Chordata, Aves, Passeriformes, Viduidae. The transcript has 10 exons.
UUGUAGUCCCUGUGGAGAAAAGUCUGUUCCCUGUCCAUGCCACCUAGCCCUGGCAGAGGAGGUGGCCCAUGUUCCCUGAAGCAGGGGUCCUUCUGCUCCAGCCAGCUUUGGAUGUUCGUGGGUGGCACAGGGAUGAUUAAUAUAUUACAUGGUGUACUUCUAGUGACUGCCUAUGACUGCAGAGCUUAUCUGAGGUUUAAACAUUAAUUCCAGCCCUCUGGGAAGUCUGUCCCGGCACUGUCCUGUCCCAGACACAGCCACCAAUGUCAGGUGUCGGGGAAAUUUUGAAAGUAGUUGGUGAUUUUGGGCGAUUCCAGAAAUGCCUGGUGCUGCUCUCCGUGAUCCCUUGCAUCAGCGUGGCUUUCCACCAGUUCUGCCAGCUUUUCAUGGUCCCGUACGUGCCUCACCACUGUGACACCAGCUGGAUCCGCGCCGUCGGCCCCAACCUGACGGAGGAAGAGCAGCUGAACCUCACCCUGCCCCGCGGCGCCGACGGGCAGUUUGAGCAGUGCUCCAUGUUCUCCCCGGUGGACUGGGACCUCGAUGCCAUCCUGGCCUACGGACUGAACGACACGGAGAAGUGCAGCAGUGGCUGGGUGUACCCCUCAGACCAGCCACCGUCCCUGCUGACCGAGUUUGACCUGGUGUGUGACAGGAAGGACCUCAAUGACAUUGCCCAGGCCAUCUACAUGGCAGGACUGCUCCUGGGAUCCAUGAUCUUUGGGCCUCUGAGUGACAGGAUCGGCCGCCGCCCAGUCAUUCUGAUCUCCAUCUUCCUCCAGGGCUUGUUUGGGCUGGGAAUUGCCUUUGUGCCUCAUUUCUAUGUGUACAUGGCCUUCAGGUGUGUUGUGGGGGCCUCCGUGUCAGGGAUCACCAUGACAAUACUGGCCUUAGCUACAGAAUGGAUCGGUGUCUCCUCCCGGCCAAAGGCAGUGCUCACUUCUCACUGCUGUUUCGCCAUGGGGCAGAUGAUUUUGGCUGGUUUGAGUUACGGAAUUCGCAACUGGAGGCUGCUGGAAAUUGCAGGAUCUGUUCCUAUAUUUGCCUUUUUCCUCUGUGUUGGGGUGCUCCCAGAGUCAGCUCGCUGGCUGGUGACCAAGGGCAGAAUCGAGGAAGCCAAGAAGGUCCUGCAGAAGGCGGCAGCCACCAACAAGCGCAGCCUCCCUCCAGAGCUGCUGGAGCAGUUGAAGCCCGAGAAAGAGGCCAAGUCUGGAAGUUUCCUGGAUCUCUUUAGGAAGAAGCACCUGCGGAAUGUGACUUUAAUCAUGUCGUGUGCCUGGUUUGUGAACAGCUUUGUCUACUACGGGCUGAGUCUGAACGUGACGAAUUUUGGCCUGGACAUCUACCUGACUCAGCUGGCCUUUGGAGCAGUGGAAAUCCCAGCCCGUGUUGGUUGUAUCUUCAUUCUGCAGAGGUUCGGGAGGAGGAAAACGCAGGCCGUUCUCCUGGUGCUGAGUGGCCUGGUGUGUCUGAUCAUCACCAGCAUCCCUGAAGACCAGCCCGUGGCAACCACCGUCCUGGCCACCAUUGGCAAGUUUGCUGCCUCAGCCUCCUUCUCCACCUCCUACGUCUAUGCUGCCGAGCUCUUCCCCACGGUCGUCAGGCAGACGGGCGUGGGGCUGUGCUCCAUGUCGGCGCGGGUGGCCGGGAUCCUGGCCCCGCUGGUCCGUCUCCUGGGGCAGUACCACCGGGCCAUCCCCAUGGCCGUCUUCGGGAGCGGCCCCGUGCUGGGGGGGCUGCUCUGUGUGCUGCUGCCCGAGACCUGCGGCACCGACCUGGCCGAUGGCACAGGGGACGGCCACCCCCCGGCUGAGGUCUGCGAAAAUGCCACCAGCGGCUCUCAGAAUGGGCAAGUGAAAGGGAAAGGCGGUGGCGAGGACAAUGAGAGCACGAAGACCACAUACUUCUAGCUGGGUCUGCAGGUGGCUGUGGAUAAAGGCAGCCCAGUGCUGUGUGGGCACUGAGGACAGGCAGGGUCUCUCCACCGCAGGACACUACCUUUGCUUAGGCCAUCACUGCCAAUUCUUGGGUUUCCUUGUCUUUUUUGCCUUCCUCCCUCUGUAGCUUGUCCUCAGGCACUGCAGGCUGUCACUGGUGUCCAACAGUGCUCUCACCAGAGAAAACUAGGUGCUUUUUACUUGAGGAAAAAAGAAAGAAAUCAAGAAUUAGAAUGGAGGCACUUCCUCUUUGUUUUUCCUGUUAUGUCUCCAGGAAGGUGAGACUGUAAACUUUGUCCAGUGAAACACCCACUAGAGCACUGAAUAAACUUGCAAGAGAGAACUGGGCUCACUAACAGGAGAGUUGGAGCAGAUGCAGCACUGAAAACAAUCUCACACUUGCAAAGAGUGAUUUAUCGUGACUGUCUAGCAAGAUCAUCCCCUUCUCUCAUAAAAACACUCCUUUUUUUUUUUUUUUUGUUUUUUUUUUUUUAAUUUGAGAUACUCAGCUGAGAAAAAAAAAAGUGAUGGAAGAAACAGCAUGCAGAGAGCGAGGACGUUUAACAGGCAGCAGAAUUUUCCCUUCAGUGCUAGUGGCUUUGACUUGAUGCCUGUCAUGAUGAUUUGGGCAUGGAAAAUGGUGCUCUUGGGCUGCAGUGUGGGACCAAAUUGAUUUGUCCAUUCCAGGAAACUGAGGGAUGUUGUGGCAGUUGGUCUCUUAGAAAAAAGUUUAAAUCUUUCUGGGAAAUGUUAAGUCUUUUCUACUCUGUUCUAAUCUAUUCCUUUUUUGCUGGAUCCAUUUUGUCUUUAAAAGAUUUAGGACCGCUUUUGUCUUAUACUGUGAAGAAAAAAAAGUGUUUUUCCUGUGCUUCCCUUCAUAUUAUCUCACGCCCCUCAGUCCAACUGUCUUUUCCCAUUGGAUGGGUACAGAAGAAGCCUGGGAGUUGCACAUGGUGGUUCUUCAUCUUUGACCGUAUAGCUCAAAGCUUUUUUUCUGGUAGUAUCAAGAAAUGUUAAACCAGAGUAUUUCUUCUCUCCAUGGUCAUGCCUAAAUGUUUUCCAUGGACCAAAGUACCUCAUGGAUAUUCAGUUUGAUCAAGACAGAAUUUUGGAUAAAAUCUGUGCCAUGUGACGUUGUCCUGCCAGGAGGGGACCGGCUGUGGUGCCAUUUUCUCUCUGGCACUGCUUUUCAGAGGAUUUGCUGUGGUGCUCAUCUUCAGUACCCUGAGAACAAGGGAGUUCAGUCCUUUGUCCUUUCCUCGGAAAAGGCUGGGGAGUGCCUCCUUCGGGCUUUUAUGGAAAACAAGGCAUUGAAGGUAAAGGCUGAGGGAAGAGCUUGGAGCCAAAUGUGCAGUUAUUGAAGGAACCACUUUGGAAAUUGUACUCUGAGACUCUCUGUUUUAGCUCAUUUCAUAAAUAAAGGCAUCCAAGCACAGCUGA